UCUCAGCACAUGCGCCGCUAUGUUUUGAAAAGCCGGGCAGCUGAAGCUAAAGCCUGGCGCAGCCCUCCCAGGUUCAUUUAUUUUUAUAUAAAUAUAUUUCCACAAUGUUUCUAAAGUAAGAGCAAAUGAAAAGAUGCCAAAGUCUCUGAAAAAGUCCUGCAGCUCUCAGACCUCCAUUAGCAGGUACUUCGGAGGACUGAGCAGCAGCAGUGCCUCCAACAGUCAGUGUGGGAUUAACCAGAAUCCUGCGCACCAGCUUUCAAGAGGCAAGCAGAAACUUUCCUCUGAUGAAGAUUGCGGGUUGCCAACAAAACGGGCAAAGCUUUCACUACAAGAUGAGCAGGUGGAGGAUUUGGACUGUGAAUCUGCACCCGGUCAGAGCACUAAAGAGACAAAGCUAACAUUGAGCCGAGGAGCAGGCGGCCUCUGCUCCUCCACCCUGGAGAAGCUGAAAGGCUUCACCUGCAUGGCUGAGCCCAGUGCGAGGCACAGUGACACUGAGAGAGAGGAAAAGAAGGCAGAUGGUGCUAGCAGUAAAAUCUACAUCCGAGGAAGCAGCGUUUUGCCUCCUCGAGACACUCCAGAUCAACACAGCAACAAAAACAGGCUACAGCAGGCAGAGGAUGAGCAUGAGGAUGAAGAGGAGGAGGAUAAAGGAAAGGAGAGUUCAGGGUUGGCUGCUACGAAACAGGGGUUCCUCUUGUCUCAGUUUGCAAAGUCAGGAAGAGGUGGAGGGAGAGGGGGAGGGGGAGGAAGGACUGCAGAGCUAAGUCCUCCGUCUGAGUCUAGCGCCCCCUCCAGACGCUCAAAAAGCAUUUACACUCCCCUGGAACAGCAGGUGAUCGAGCUGAAACAGCAGCAUAAGGAUGCCUUGUUGGCUGUGGAGUGUGGUUACAAGUACAGGUUUUUUGGAGAGGAUGCAGAGAUUGCUGCAAAGGAGCUGAACAUCACCUGUCACCUGGAUCAUAACUUCAUGACAUGCAGCAUCCCCACACACCGUCUGUUUGUUCACGUCAGACGGUUGGUGUCCCACGGACACAAGGUUGGUGUUGUUAAGCAGACAGAGACGUCAGCGAUCAAGGCCUCAGGGGCCAAUAGGAACACUCUGUUUACUCGUCAGCUCAGCGCUCUGUACACCAAGUCCACUCUGGUGGGAGAGGAUGUAAACCCGGUCUGUAAACUGGGGAAUGUGGAGGAUGGGGAUUGUGGGGAUGUGGUGUUGGACCCUCCCGACAGCUUCCUGCUGUGUAUCAGUGAGAACUGGGAUAAACUGAAGAAGCAGCUCACUGUCGGGCUGGUGGCGGUCCAGCCCAGCACAGGAGACGUGUUACUGGACUGUUUUGCUGAUGGUCAGUCUCGAUCUGAGCUGGAGACUCGUGUCCUAAAGAUCAACCCUGUGGAGAUCCUGGUGCCCUCUGACCUCUCCGAACAAACCCUCAGACUUCUACAGAGCAUCACUAAUGCCAGUGCUCAGGCUGAUGACCGAGUGAGAGUCGAGAAGAGGGACAGGGAUGAGUUUGAGUUCACCUCUGCAAUGAACACAGUCACCGAGUUCUACUGCCACACCCAGGAGAAAGGCUCUCGCUCUCUGUCGGGUGUGGCGUCCUUGGAGAGCCCAGUGAUCUGCUGUCUAGGGCCGCUCAUCCAGUACCUCCAAGAAUUCAACUUGGAGAGAGUUCUUAGAAGUGAAAGCUCAUUUCGACGUCUGUCCUGUGAGUCUGAGGGUAUGAUACUCAGUGCUGCCACCCUCAGGAACCUGGAAAUCCUCAACAAUCAGACAGAUGGUGGUGUGAAGGGCAGUCUGUUGUGGGUGUUGGACCACACUUGCACUCCGUUUGGGAGGAGACUGAUGAGGAAGUGGGUGAGCCAACCCCUCACAGACCCGCAAUCCGUCUCAGAGCGGCAGGAUGCUGUGCAGGAGAUCUUAGAGUCGGACUCUCUCACUUUGAACUCCACCAGAUCCCUGUUGUCACAUUUGCCUGACCUGGAGAGAGGCAUCUGCAGCAUAUAUCACAAAAAGUCUUCCACACAGGAGUUUUACCUCAUUAGUAGCAGUCUGUCUCGCCUGGGGCUGGAACUGCAGGCCUUGCUCCCAGCCAUCCAGUCACAGAUCAGCUCGACGCUGCUCCGAGGCCUCUUGUUGGACACUCCUGAUCUGCUGGCUCCAGCACACAGCUUUCUCAAAGUGCUCAAUGAAAAGGCGGCCAAGUUGGGGAACAAGACAGAACUGUUCUCAGAUCUGUCCGGCUUCCCGGUGCUGCAGGAAAGGAGGGAGCAGAUCCAGGCCGUCCUCGAUGAGAUUCAAGACCACCGCAAAGAAAUUCGACUGACGCUGAAAGCCCCCGCGCUCGACUACACAAGUGUCUCUGGACAGGAGUUUCUGAUUGAGGUGAAGAACUCGCUGUCGUCCACUGUUCCACCUGACUGGGUCAAAAUCAGCAGCACCAAGGCAGUCAGCAGAUAUCACUCUCCUUUCCUGGUGGAGCGCUACAAGAAGCUGCUGCAGCUCCGGGAGCAGCUGCUGCUGGAUUGCCAGAGGGAGUGGACCAAUUUCCUCGAUCAGUUUGGGGAGCACUAUCACACCAUGAAAAGGGCUAUUAGUCACCUAGCAACCAUGGAUUGUCUCUUUUCAUUGGCUGAGGUGGCUAAACAAGGGGACUAUUGCAGACCGGAGGUGUGCGAAAAUCAGCGUCAGAUCAUGAUCAGGGACGGCAGACACCCUGCUAUAGACUUACUGAUGGGAGAGCACAACCAGUAUGUGCCCAACCAGACUGAACUACAGGGUGAUGCUAGGAGAACCAUGAUAAUCACUGGUCCUAAUAUGGGGGGUAAGAGCUCCUACAUCCGCCAAGUGGCCCUGAUCUGUGUUAUGGCUCAGAUGGGCUCCUACGUCCCAGCCUCUGAGGCCCGUCUGGGCAUACUGGAUGGCAUUUACACCAGGAUGGGGGCCUCAGAUAACAUCUACAAAGGGCGCAGUACAUUCAUGGAAGAGCUGACUGAAGCCUCAGAGAUAAUUUCCCGCGCAACUGAACGUUCAUUGGUCAUCCUUGAUGAACUGGGACGGGGCACGAGCACCCAUGAUGGGAUUGCCAUCGCCUAUGCCACCCUGGAGUACUUCAUCAGAGAUGUGAAAGCCCUAACCCUGUUUGUGACCCAUUAUCCUCCUCUGUGUGAGCUGGAGCGGGCCUAUCCUGCACAUGUGUCUAACUACCACAUGGCUUUCCUACUCAAUGAACCUGACAUCGCUGCUGACACUGAUGAUGGAGAGGUUCAGCCAGAGUUCAUCACCUUCCUCUACCAGCUAACUGAAGGAGCUGCAGGGCGGAGCUACGGCCUGAAUGUCGCCCGAUUGGCUGACAUCCCGGAUCCUAUACUUCACACUGCUGCUCGUAAAGCCAGAGAACUGGAGAACAUGGUCAACGCCAGGAGGAAGAAUAAGAAGCUUCUCUCAGAUCUUUGGAGCGUCUCGGACAGAUCGUCCCUCGUGGAGUGGCUGCAGUCAAACUCUUGACAUCGCAACACCAUGAGAACACACACAUGGAGAAGAGAGAACAUAGCUAUCAGUGAUCGAGCACGCUUAGAGGAGAAUAUACAUGCUCACAGAAGUAAAAACUUGUUUCAGAAAGGACUCAGAUUUGAUAGAGUGGAACAGUUGUUGCUGCUCUUGUUAAUCAUGUGUGUGUGUUGGUGCAUGAGAAGGAUUUUAACCACCUCAGGUUCUGGUUAUCACCAUCAUCUGUACUGUAACAUAAUUGUCAAACCAUUAAUUAAUACCAACUAAUCAGGAUUCUACCUUCCACACUUAAUGUGACAUCAGUGUUUUUGCUGGUUGAAUAAAGAAAAAAAGACAAACUUGU
Molecule: messenger RNA, 3857 nt
Organism: Lates calcarifer (barramundi perch)
Lineage: Eukaryota; Metazoa; Chordata; Actinopteri; Centropomidae
Gene: msh3
Product: mutS homolog 3 (E. coli)
Biological process (GO): mitotic recombination; mismatch repair; somatic recombination of immunoglobulin gene segments
Cellular component (GO): nucleus
Molecular function (GO): ATP binding; ATP-dependent DNA damage sensor activity; mismatched DNA binding
Source: RefSeq, a predicted model, not a curated record